Phycodurus eques (leafy seadragon) is the source of this 989-nucleotide messenger RNA. It is a transcript of the gene nudt4b, whose product is annotated as nudix (nucleoside diphosphate linked moiety X)-type motif 4b. Gene Ontology annotation, molecular function: bis(5'-adenosyl)-pentaphosphatase activity; diphosphoinositol-polyphosphate diphosphatase activity; bis(5'-adenosyl)-hexaphosphatase activity. Gene Ontology annotation, biological process: adenosine 5'-(hexahydrogen pentaphosphate) catabolic process; diadenosine pentaphosphate catabolic process; diphosphoinositol polyphosphate metabolic process. Gene Ontology annotation, cellular component: nucleus; cytoplasm. The record is from RefSeq and is a predicted model, not a curated record. NCBI's taxonomy places the organism in Eukaryota, Metazoa, Chordata, Actinopteri, Syngnathiformes, Syngnathidae.
UCAGCGGCAGCCAUGCGCAUAUGGACCCAGAGGAGGGCCGUCUACAUAAAAUCCCUGGCGGGGUCGGGGGUCUCCAUUCACCCCUUACCAGAGAACUUAACCCAGCCGUUGGAGAUUCGACCUGCUUUCCUGAUUUAUAGUCAACCGAGGAACACUUAAAAAAAACCACAAAAAAAAAACCUUGGAGCCUCACAACUAGUCCCCUCCUCCUCUCUUGACUGUAGGAUUUUGGUGGUGAUGCGGCGGCUGUGUUGCUAGCCCCUAUUUUCGGUAUUUAUUAUCUAAUUGUCGCCGGUUCUACCUCGAGUGAAGACAGCAUUCAGGAUGAAGCUGAAACCCAACCAGACCAGGACGUACGACGGCGACGGUUUUAAGAAGCGAGCGGCGUGCCUGUGCUUCAAGAACGAGCGCGAAGAGGAGGUGUUGUUGGUCAGCAGCAGUCGGCAUCCGGACCAGUGGAUCGUCCCCGGAGGAGGGAUGGAGCCCGAGGAGGAGCCUUGUGGAGCGGCGGUGCGGGAAGUCUUUGAGGAGGCUGGUGUCAAGGGCAAGCUAGGACGUCUGCUUGGCGUGUUUGAGCAAAACCAAGAUCGGAAGCACCGGACCUACGUGUACGUGCUGACCGUCACCGAGACAUUGGAAGCCUGGGAAGACUCGGUCAACAUAGGCCGCAAGCGCGAGUGGUUCACGGUGGACGAGGCCAUCAAAGUGCUGCAGAGCCACAAGCCCGUGCACGCCGAGUACCUGCGGAGGCUUCAGCAGCUCCAGCUCAGCUGCUCGCCCACCAACGGCAACUCCAUCCUAGCCAGCCCGCCGGCCAACGACAACUACCCGCACUACAGCGCCACGGCCACCACGCCUUCCACGGGCAGUACGCUGGCCUCCUCCCGCAGAUAGGACUCCAAUACGUGACGUUUUUGUACAGCCUCGCAUGGAAGCCGAACUCUUCAGCAAGUUGUGUAAAUAGUCUUACCUGCUGGACGGACCAAAGC